Messenger RNA from Nilaparvata lugens (brown planthopper), 561 nucleotides. RefSeq lists its product as uncharacterized. Bases 211 to 426 code for a protein of 71 amino acids. Lineage: Eukaryota; Metazoa; Arthropoda; Insecta; Hemiptera; Delphacidae. The transcript has 3 exons. The record is from RefSeq and is a predicted model, not a curated record.
AUGGUAAUAAGUUAGGAUCAGAUGGUAUUGUGAUAACAUCAGCUGUUGGGUAGGGUCACAGCUGAGCUCAGAGAAAAUUUAACCUUUAAAAUUGGAAAAUAUUAUAUUGGAGAAUAGGAGUCCAUCAACCAUCAUUGUUUGUCUGAUAUACAACCUUUUCCCGAUUUAUUCUGACAAUUUGUGUCAUUGAAAUACUUUUUAUCUUGCAAAAUGUGGUAUGAAAUUUUACCAUGUAUUGGAAUAAUGACAGCAUGUCUUGCUCUUCCAAAAUAUUUAAUUCCACUCAAUCAGAGUCUGUGGCAAAAUGGAAACCCUUACAGAAGAGAUAUGUGUAUCAGCUUCAAUAGAAAUCAAUACCUGAGAGAUUUGGAAUUGAAUGGAAACUCUUACAAAGUACAGGGAUUGGACUUCAUUCCAGACGAAUAAAUGAUCGAGUAAUAAAGUAAAUAAUUUUAGUCAUGUUCAGAAAUCCUUCUUAUUCGUAAAUCAUUGUAAUAUUUGUCGUUCAUAUAAAUGUAAAAUUAUACUGUCAAUGAAUAAAAUGAAUUGAUCAUUUCCUAA